Messenger RNA from Saccostrea cuccullata (small rock oyster), 2391 nucleotides. RefSeq lists its product as uncharacterized. Gene Ontology annotation, cellular component: extracellular region. NCBI's taxonomy places the organism in Eukaryota, Metazoa, Mollusca, Bivalvia, Ostreida, Ostreidae. The transcript has 10 exons. The record is from RefSeq and is a predicted model, not a curated record. Gene Ontology annotation, molecular function: zinc ion binding. Bases 427 to 2391 code for a protein of 654 amino acids.
AGACGUAACAAACGAUUAUGGGUGUGCCACCGAAAUACUAGAUCUAGAUCUACUCAGUACUCCGACUAUCUGAUUCCACAAGAUGUAGAGUGCAACUUUGGAAAAGAAGAUGAUGGUUUUUCCAUUGUACAGUGAUUCUGAAUUUGUUUUUACAGAUUUCCCAGGAUGUGCUGUAGUUUUUAAGGGAAGAAAAAUGUCACCUCCAUACAGGGCAUAAGGACACAAACCAAGAGGAAUAGAAACCUUGCCGUUGUUACAAGACAGAAGAAAUGAUCAGUACUUCACCGUGAAUACUAGGACCUUGCUAUACAAAGAAAAGAAAGAAUUCAGCACUAAGUAUAAAGAGAGAUCUCCCUGACUGAGGAAAUCCACACGGGAUUCUGUUAUAAAACAUCAGGAUAAAGAAAUAGAUGUCUGCUGUAAAUAAUGUAUAGAGGAGUGUACCAGAAAUAUGUCACCGUGUCUGGUGUUAGAGAGUGUAGUCACAUUUCACGUGUUACAUCAGACCGGGUCUGGAUCAGUGGUAAUAGAGGCAAUCUUAUACUGACAAACACUAAAGGGGAAGAACUAGAUCACAUGACAGAUAUAGGUAGUGUUUGGGGAGGACACACUGUGAAUUCGAACGGUGAUUUAAUUUAUAUAGACAGGGAAUAUAAUAUCAAUAGACUGUCUACAGAGAACAGAGUGAAGACUACGAUAAUAAAGUACAACACGUCACCAUGGGAACCACUGUGUGUCUACAGCUCCCCCUCCACUGGAGACCUGCUGGUCGGGAUGUAUAGACGUUAUCCAUAUACAGGCAAGGUAGAGCGGUAUAACUCCACAGGAGAAAACAUCCAGACCAUACAGCACCACAACAACACAGGUCAGGGACUGUAUAGACUACCUAUCCACAUCACAGAGAACCGCAAUGGAGAUGUAAUUGUGUCUGACGGGCUCCGUCAUGCUGUAGUGGUGACAGAUCGUGACGGUAAUUACCGAUUCUCCUACACAGGUCCUCCAUCAGGAUCACGACUAUAUCCACAUGGAAUCUGUACUGACGCGCUGUCACACAUCCUGCUGUGUGAUUUUAGCACCGAGUCAGUACAGAUGUUAGAUAGUGAGGGUCACUAUCUGACAGAGAUAAAGACACGACAACACGGGAUAUACAUACCAUGCGGCCUGAGUUAUGAUGAGGACACACACCUACUGUGGGUAGGGGCAGCCAAAAACAACAACACAGUCAACCUAUACAGAGUGGUAGAUACAGACUCUCUGACUGGACUCCCUCUGGAGGACAUCAAAUGUAGAAAACAUCCCAGAAUUCCCCUGGACCAGUUCUGUACCCCGUGUGGUGUUCCCUUGUGUGUAAAGUGUACCAGAUCUAAGGAUCACAGCAGACAUCAACUUAGAAAUAUAGAGACAUUGUUUGACAACAUUCACAGGAUAGAUGGUGGAGAUACACUAUUGAUGUGCCUUCUUAUUUCCAAUUCCUACAAAAUAAACAUGAAAGAAGGAAAUUGGAUUACCAAAUAUAAUGCUGUUGCCAAAACUUUUCACUCAAAGAAAAUCACAAAGCCAUUUGUUCUUACAGAUUUGGAAAAUUACAAACCAAUUCUGAAACUCAAUGAAUCAGAGAUCAGUUUUUCCACUGAGCUGUUCAAGUACAUUACUUUCCUGAAAAUUUCAAAGCGUUUUGGAUUGAACUUUACUGAUAUUUUCUUGACUUGGGCAGAAAAAGAAAAUAUUUCUGAGUUCUGUAGAUCCUGGAAUUAUCAGAGAGGAGAGGAUGAAGUUUGCUGUUGGUUGCUGCCAGAAAAAAAUGAGGAGUUUUUAAAAAGACUUGGAGAAAAUAUUUUCAUGAACCCAACAAUGGAGGACCAGUCAUUCCAUGAAGCUGUAUUUAGGAAAUUAGGAAUACCAAUGCAGAUUAUCCUAAGGGGAGACAAAUCAGUGACGAAUUUCAUUGAGAAUUUAAAGAAAGGGAAGAAAACCAUGUACCAUGCCUCUGGGAUGAUAAUAGGGUGUGCUGGUAGUGGGAAAACCACAUUGUUAGAGAGACUGAAGGGCAUUGACCUUGAAGAAAUAAAGAAAAACAUCAGGUCAACUAGAGGAAUCGAUAUCCACUCAGAUGUCUUUGAUGUGACAGAAAGCAUCCAAGCAAAUACUUCAAGCCAAAAGCAACACUUUAAACUCAGACUUGAUAAAAAAGAUAUGAAGCAGAGUGUUCCUGAUUACCAUUCAGAAAAUGCAGCUGAUGAUGAGAAAAUACAGGAAAAGAUGGAAACACCUGAUGAUGAGGGCAAUACGACUGAAGCAUCAAGCAGUGGACAGAUAUAUCACAUGAUGAUACCAACAUUAAAACAACUUCAUCCCAUGAACCACAGGUGGCCACAUCACCAGAAAAUGUAG